GUCAGGUCCGCUGACUCAAGUGCUUGUUUUGGAGGAAGUGAGAGAGCGAAAACGAGAGAGAAAGAGGGAACGGACGGACUGUUAAAAAAAAAAAAAAAAGAGAGACUGCAACAGAAAAAAAAGGAAAGGGGGUUGAAAAUACUGGGCAGCACGGUUAAAAAGAUACCCGAAUUAAAAAAAACAGAUAUAAGAGAAUCGUAUUGACAGACAGAACGCUAAACCUGAGAAUUAGUCUUAUCUAUCAGAAGAGCCGUGAAAACCAAAAAAAACACUACUUCCAAAUUUUAAGAAGAAGGGAAGGGACUCGAACCAGGACAACAUCUGGUGCAAGCUCUAACAAAAUGACGUCCAGAAAGAAAGUUUUGCUGAAAGUGAUCAUCCUGGGAGACUCUGGUGUAGGCAAGACCUCCCUCAUGAACCAGUAUGUCAAUAAGAAGUUCAGUAACCAGUACAAAGCCACAAUAGGAGCCGACUUCCUAACAAAGGAGGUGAUGGUGGACGACAGGCUGGUCACAAUGCAGAUCUGGGACACAGCUGGCCAGGAGCGGUUUCAGUCGCUGGGCGUUGCGUUCUAUCGGGGGGCAGACUGCUGCGUGCUGGUGUUCGAUGUGACGGCUCCAAACACCUUCAAGACUCUGGACAGCUGGAGAGACGAGUUCCUGAUACAGGCCAGCCCCCGGGACCCAGAGAACUUCCCCUUCGUAGUGCUGGGCAACAAGAUUGACCUGGAGAACAGACAGGUCACCACAAAAAGGGCUCAGGCGUGGUGUCAGAGCAAAAACAAUAUCCCGUACUUCGAAACCAGCGCCAAGGAGGCAAUCAAUGUGGAGCAGGCUUUCCAAACCAUCGCCAGGAACGCACUUAAACAGGAGACAGAAGUGGAGCUGUACAAUGAGUUCCCAGAGCCGAUCAAACUGGACAAGAACGAGCGAGCGAAGCCUUCCGCGGAGAGCUGCAGCUGCUGAGAGGAUCCGGGUUCAAGAUGAGAUGAACCCCUAGCCCUACCCCAUCCCCCUUCCUAUAGAGCCCUCCCCCUGCAUACCCCAAAAUACUGUUCACCCCCCUCUCCUAUCCCACAGUCACCCCGGACCGAACCCCACACACACGCAUGCACACACACACACACACACACACACACACACACACACACACACACAGAGCCUGCAGUCUGUGCAGCGCAGUACCCACUAACACACCCCUUUACCCUGCUGUUCAGCACGUACAUAUGCUUCCUUCUCUACCUGUCUUUCAACCUGGCAAACCUUGCAUACACCCUCCGUGCCUCGACAGGUCGUUUUCCUCUGGCAACUCAAACAGCCUUCCUGACUUGGGUGUCCUCCCCACAUUGUCUUCAUAGCCUUUAUAAAAGUUUACCGCAGUAAACGCUUUGCCAAGUGUAAUCGUGUAUUGAAAGCAUGCUAAAGCACAGGUAGGCAUUUUGAAGCUCGGAGCUGUACUGUAUGGUAAAGCACCUUUUAAACACACGGCAAACCAUGGUAAACUCUGCAUAGUAUAACCAUGGGAAAGCACAGAGGAGGGGAGGGGGACCACUUGAAAAUUACUGUUCAAAUGAUAAACUUUUCUAAGGGCAGCCCAGCAUACCCCACUGUUUCAUUCACAGUUCCACACGUUUCCCCCUCAGCUUGGAGGCUUAACCUAUUCCCUUCCCACAGACUCUUCUAUCUUAGAUAACCCAGCCCAGUCCCUCCCCUGACCCCCUCACCUCCCCUCCCUCCCCACAGUUUGCAGCCUUUAGCCCAGACGUCUCUCACUCAAGCACUUCUGUCUGACUCGGAAACUGGUCACCAUGCAAACUGUCAUGUUAGGUAACCCUAGUCUGUUUUGAUUUAGGUUAAAAAAGAAAAUGAAAGAAAGCUUGACCUCAUCUACAUAUAUAAAAUCUACAUAUAAAUAUACAGGAAAAUCAAGCAGAUCUUUCGAUUUUUGUUUCUUAUAAUAAUACUACUUCUACUAUGACAUUGUUGCUGUUUCUUUUACAACCAUGCUAUGUUUAACAUUAAUAAUAACAAGACUAGUUUAUAAAGAGAUAAAGGAUAAUGAACAUUGUGUCUCUUGAGUUGGUGACUGUGUGUCUCUCUCUCUCUCUGACUGUGUGUGUGUUUCUAACUGCCUGUCUCUCUCUCUCUCUCUCUCUCUCUCUCUCUCUCUCUCUCUCUCUGACUGUGUGUGUGUUUCUAACUGCCUGUCUUUCUCUCUCUCUCUCUCUGUCUCUCUCUCUAUGCAAGUUUGCAGGCUGUUGUUUAUAAGUGUUUGUUCUUUACUUUUAACCAAUCAGAUCUUUUACUGUAUCCAUGUAUUAUAAUAAUUACUAUGUUUAGCUUCAUUAGGAGAAAAUUCAGCAACAGCUCUUGUAACAGUUCAUCAUGGUGUUACCAACAAAACAAUACAUGCAGCCAACGGCAUUGUUUAAAUAAGUAUGUGGGUUUAAAUAAUAAUGCUCUUAAUAAUAAAAUAAAGGUUCUUGAAUAUAA
This is a messenger RNA of Acipenser ruthenus (sterlet), 2492 nucleotides long. Its product is annotated as ras-related protein rab7. Gene Ontology annotation, cellular component: lysosome; late endosome; phagocytic vesicle. Gene Ontology annotation, biological process: endosome to lysosome transport; phagosome-lysosome fusion. The transcript has 6 exons. Bases 342 to 965 code for a protein of 207 amino acids. Gene Ontology annotation, molecular function: GTPase activity; GTP binding. The record is from RefSeq and is a predicted model, not a curated record. Lineage: Eukaryota; Metazoa; Chordata; Actinopteri; Acipenseriformes; Acipenseridae.